AUGCCAUCUACCAUUGGAGCAUCAGAUUUGGUGGAAAGGAAGGUGACAGUUUCACCCCUUGUUCUUUUGUCUGUUGCAGAUCAUUUCGACAGAGUUGCGAAGGAUUCAACCAAAAGGGUGGUCGGUGUACUCUUAGGUCAUCAAUCUCAGGAUACGAUAAAGGUAACGAACUCAUAUGCUAUUCCUUUCGAAGAGGAUGAAAAGAACUCAUCCGUAUGGUUUUUGGACCACAACUAUAUUGAAUCCAUGGGUGAAAUGUUUAAGAAGAUUAAUGCUAAGGAAAAGCUCGUUGGAUGGUAUCACUCUGGGCCAAAAUUGCGGGCAUCAGACUUAAAAAUAAACGACGUUUUCAAGAGAUAUACGCCAAAUCCUUUACUCGUAAUUGUGGAUGUACAGCCUCGCUCUGUUGGAAUUCCUACAGACGCAUACUAUGCUGUCGACGAUAUCAAACAUGACGGCUCAAAAGCGGAAAGGACUUUUGUCCACAUACCAUCCCUCAUAGAGGCAGAAGAGGCAGAAGAGAUAGGUGUAGAGCAUCUACUUCGUGAUAUUAGGGAUCAAGCAGCGGGAAAUCUUACCUUAAGAGCAACGGAAACAUACAGGUCUUUGCUUGGUUUACACGAGAAAUUGAGAGAGAUAUCCAAUUAUCUUGAAAAGGUUUACAUUGGUGUGAUGCCCAUAAAUCAGUCGAUAUUGGGAAAAUUGCAGAAUGUAUUCAACUUGUUACCUCAUAUAUUGGGCGAUGAAAGCACGAAGUCAGCAGGAGAAACCCAGAAUAGUGCCGAACCCUUGAUGGAUGCAUUCAUGAUAAAAUCGAAUGAUCAAAUGAUGAUGGUGUACGUGAGUACCUUGGUUCGUUCCAUUAUAGCCUUUCAUGACUUGAUUGAGAACAAGUUGGCCAACAAAUCGCGGAAUGAGAGCUGA
Molecule: messenger RNA, 924 nt
Organism: Candidozyma auris
Lineage: Eukaryota; Fungi; Ascomycota; Pichiomycetes; Serinales; Metschnikowiaceae
Gene: RPN8
Product: proteasome regulatory particle lid subunit RPN8
Exons: 1
Coding region: 1-924 (307 amino acids)
Biological process (GO): proteasome-mediated ubiquitin-dependent protein catabolic process
Cellular component (GO): proteasome complex; proteasome regulatory particle
Molecular function (GO): metallopeptidase activity; protein binding
Source: RefSeq, a predicted model, not a curated record